AUGAUCGCCGCCUCCGGCCGCCUCCGCGCCCGCGGCGAGCCCCCGGUGCGCUCGGUGCCUUUGAGCAGCGUCCCCGCGGGCACGCUGACGCCGCUGAAGGAGCUCCUGCAGGCCCAGGGCGCUGUCCCGGCCGGGCAGGGCCCGCCGCCCGCGGGGCCGUGGCGGGGGGCGCGGGAUGUCCCGCACGGCCGGGCCGGGCCCGCGGCAGAGCGGCCGCCGAAGCGCCGCGCCCCGGAGCCGCCCGGGCAGGAGACGCCGGCCAAGAUCUUCCAGCGGAUGAAGGAGCGGGCGGAGCGGCAGCGGGGCCGCGGGGGCGGCACCGACGGGAUCCUGACCCGCGGCACCGGGCAGGGCCGCGCCGGCCCCGACGGGAUCUUCCCGACCCCCGGCACGGGGCAGGGUCGGGGCACCAUCGACGUAAUCCUGACCCCCGGCACCGGGCAGAGCCAGGGCACCAACACCAACAGGAUCCUGACCCGCGGCACCGGGCAGGGCCAGGGCACCGACGGGAUCCUGACCCCCGGCACUGAGCAGGGCCGCACCAGGCACAGCCGUGCCACCGAAGAGAUCCUCCUGACCCCCAGCACUGGGCAGAACCAGGGCACCGACGGGAUCCUGACCUCCAGCACCGGGCAGGGCCGGGGCACCAUCGACGUAAUCCUGACCCCCGGCACCGGGCAGAGCCAGGGCACCAACGGGACCCUGACCCGCGGCACCGGGCAGAGCCAGGGCACCAACGGGACCCUGACCCGCGGCACCGGGCAGAGCCAGGGCACCGACAGGAUCCUGACCCGCGGCACCGGGCAGAGCCAGGGCACCAACAGGAUCCUGACCCGCGGCACCGGGCAGAGCCAGGGCACCGACAGGAUCCUGACCCGCAGCACCGGGCAGAGCCAGGGCACCGACAGGAUCCUGACCCGCAGCACCGGGCAGAGCCGUGCCACCGACGUGAUCCUGACCCCCGGCACCGGGCAGGGCCGGGGCACCGCCCGGCCAGGACAUGGGUCAGUGUUCCCACGGGUCCCUCAGGCCCCACCUGCCACAGAGCCCCCUGUGCUGGAGACCCCCCAGAAGUUCUUCCUGCGCAUAAAGGAGAAACUGCAGCAGCAGCAGCAGCACAAAGAUCCAACACCUUCAAACCCCAUCCAGCAGAACAUCCCUCCUUCCACAGCCACGGAGAAGCCUUUAGUCAGAGCUGCCUGUGCUGAGCAGCCCAGGACUGAGCCUCCUGAGGAAGUGGACACCAACAAGGAGGAUGAUGUGGACAUUUUCCUUGUGGAACCCAUAGAUGCCGAGGGUGAAAUGUCUCAGAGUGCAGGCACUAGUUUUCUGAAUGUAAAUUCCACCCCUUCGAAAAACGAGGAUCAGAAAAGCAUCUGCCUGAGCAGCUGGAGGAUUAAAGUGAUGGAUGGCAACACGGCGAUUUCUCUGGAGGGCAAACGGCAGGACAUGAAGGGCCUGCUGUGGCACAGCAAUGCCAUCACCGAGCGCGUGGCCCACAACCAGCUGAGGACGUCCUCGGGCAGCCUCUACCUCCUGCAGGGCAAGAUCGACUCUGCCACCAUGAGGAGAGAGGGGUUUCCCUACCGCUUCAUCAAACGAUUCACGUUUGGCUUUUCCAGGAGGUGGAAGGAGUAUGUCCAGGAGUUCCUCGAGGAAAGGAGGAGGAAAGAGCGAAAACAAAACAGUGGUGUGGAUGAAGAUGAAGAGAGUGACACUGUGGUGGAAGGUGAUGUGCUGGAAACUGCAGAAGGCUCAAAGAAGAAACCUGGAAUGAAGAACACCACCUAUGAAAUAUUGCCAAGGAAUGAUGAAAACACUUACACCACCCCAAGGCACAGCUCCCAGGGGAACGACUCGAGCAGGGUUUACACUCGCAGCGGGAGACAGGUCAGACCCCCCAUGAACUUCUGGUGUGGGCAACGAGCCUUUGUGGAUCAGAACCUGAAUGUCACCCUGGAAGAGGGUGGAGUGGAUUAUCUCAGCCUGAUGCUUAGUAGUGAAAAAUCCCACAAAAAGACCAGUUUCAUCUCUAAGAAGAACAAACCAAAGGAAGUCAUGAAGACAACAGAGGAAAUGCCAAAAAGCCAAAAUAAAGGUAAAAGCAGGGAGAGAGGAGCCAGCUCCAAAGGGGAACCCAAGCCUGCUGGAAGCAGGGAGAAGGGAGCCAGCUCCAAAGGGGAACCCAAGCCUGCUGGAAGCAGGGAGAAGGGAGCCAGCUCCAAAGGGGAACCCAAGCCUGCUGGAAGCAGGGAGAAGGGAGCCAGCUCCAAAGGGGAACCCAAGCCUGCUGGAAGCAGGGAGGCCCGGCGCUUCCUGUUGGAGGAGGAGGAGAGUGACCCUGCAACCAGGGGCACAAAAACCAAAUCCCAGCCUCCUGCCAGGGUGCCUUCCUCAAACAGCAAAGUGCCAAACAGACACAGCACCAGAAUCCUGGGAAUGGCAAAGGAGAAGCGAGGAGCAGACGCUGCAGAGCUGCCCAUGUACGAGCAGACUUCCAAAUACUCCCUGAGGUCAGCCAGGAAGCCUUUCCCAGACAAGCACUUCACCGAGGAAUCCUCAGGCAAGGAUGGGGGAGAGGGAUCCAGCGAUGAUGAUACCCCGCUGCUGAUCAGAAGGAAAAAUAAAUCUGUGUUAAAACCGGGGCCUCCAACCUGCAGAUCUCGCUCUGACUCUGACAGAUCCCAGGAUGGUGCAAACAGGGCGUGGGGAGAGCCAAGGGCAGGAAAAGCCUCCCGGAAUGUGCCAGUGAGGCUCAGUGGGACCAGUGACGAGUCUGAGCUCACCACCGAAGGAAACACUCCUGCCAGUGGGCCCAGAGACUCCCUCCUGCCUGGGGAGGCCGUGAGGACACGGAGCAGAACCAACCCCCCCAGGCACUGGCUGGAUUUCGACAGCGAGCCCGAAACCAGCAAGGAGGAACUUCCCACAAAAGACAGGAAUGCAAAAGUACCUGGUAAAAAACCAGGGGCUGGAGUUCCCAGCACUGCCAAGUCUGCAGCAGCCAGAUCGAGAGAGCCUGAGAGGGCAAAGCAGCAGAAACCUCUGGAGCUUUUUCCCAGGGCAGCUGAUGGUUGGUCUGAGAAGGAAUUACAGAAGCUUUACAGGGCCAUCGCGGCGCUGCCCAAGCACCGCAGCGGCUUCUGGCAGGAGGUGGCCAUGGCCGUGGGGACACGCUCUGCCGAGGAGUGUCACAGCAAGUACCUGCAGGAGCAAGAGGCCAAGGGCUCCAAACCACAGGCCAGGAAGGCCAAGGCAGGAAAACCCGAGCAGAAAGAUAAGAAGGAGCUGGUGAUAAGUGCCAGGGUGGGAACCCUCAAACGGAAGCAGCAGAUGAGGGAGUUCCUGGAGCACCUGCCCAAGGACAACCACGACGACGUGUUCACCACGACACCCUUCCAGAACAGGAGAGUCAAGCUGCCGCCGCUCCGGAACGACGACCCCGAGGACUUUUCCCUGGGGGAGCUCUCGCUCAGCCCCAGCUCAGCCGUGUUCCCGCUGGCCAAAACCCCCCAGUGCGAGCACAUCAGCCCGGGAAUGCUGGCCCCCGUCAACAGGAAGGAGCUGGACAGACACGUGUUCCGGAUGCAGAAGCACACGCAGGGCAGCAGGGGCACCUGGGACAAGGUCCAGAAGAAGUCGGCCGGAGCCGUGCUGGGGACACCUUCCCGCAGGGCCAAGGUCAGCCUGGAGACCAACGUGGCAAAGGACUCUCUGGUGGGGAAGCUCUUCAGGGCUCAGACACCAAACUCCUCAGAGGAGGAAGAGGAAGACCAGGAUUCCUAUUUCUCCAUGUGAUGAAUUUUGUGGAUCUGUUGGCUCAGCACUUGGGUGCCUCAUUCCGAGUCUGUGGUUCAGCCACCCCUCCUGGAGGGAAGGGCUGGAAUUGCAAGAUCCAUUUGGAAAAUCUUCCCCGAUCUGUUUUUUAUGUAUUUUAACCCCAUUCCCAUCUUGCUGGCACUGUUUGGCUUUUCCAUGUGUACAUAGUGGCCCUUCCUUGCCCAGCUCCUCCUCUCCUGUUUCUCCUCCUGUUGCCUUUUUCUCCUGGGAAGGAGAAAUGUACAGGGGUGCCAGUGACUGGCAAGAUCAUUUUAAGAUAAAAUAUCUCUUGGGAUAUGAAUGUACAAUAAAUUCAGGUAAAAUCUGGAAGUAA
This is a messenger RNA of Chiroxiphia lanceolata (lance-tailed manakin), 4153 nucleotides long. RefSeq names its product MIS18 binding protein 1 (gene MIS18BP1). Bases 1 to 3798 code for a protein of 1265 amino acids. NCBI's taxonomy places the organism in Eukaryota, Metazoa, Chordata, Aves, Passeriformes, Pipridae. The record is from RefSeq and is a predicted model, not a curated record. The transcript is spliced from 17 exons.